CCUCUCCAGUACACUAGGGUUUGGAUUCCUGACCCUGAUGAAGUUUGGAGAUCAGCAGAAAUUAUCAAGGAUUACAAAGAGGGAGAUAAAAGCCUCCAGCUGAAACUUGAAGAUGAAACUCUGUACGAAUAUCCCAUCGACCUCCAAGGGAAUGAGCUGCCCUUCCUGCGCAAUCCAGACAUCCUGGUGGGGCAGAAUGACCUGACAGCCCUCAGCUACCUGCACGAGCCUGCGGUCCUGCACAACCUCAAAGUCAGGUUCCUCGAGUCCAACCACAUCUACACCUACUGUGGUAUCGUGCUGGUGGCCAUCAACCCCUAUGAGCAGCUGCCGAUCUACGAGCAGGAUGUCAUCUACGCCUACAGCGGCCAGAACAUGGGGGACAUGGACCCCCACAUCUUCGCCGUGGCCGAGGAAGCCUACAAGCAGAUGGCCAGGGAUGAGAAGAACCAGUCCAUCAUCGUGAGCGGGGAGUCAGGGGCGGGCAAGACGGUCUCCGCCAAAUACGCCAUGCGCUUCUUCGCCACCGUCGGGGGCUCCGCCAGCGAGACCAACAUUGAAGCCAAAGUCCUGGCCUCCAGCCCCAUCAUGGAGGCCAUUGGAAAUGCUAAAACAACAAGGAAUGACAACAGCAGCCGCUUUGGGAAAUACAUUCAGAUUGGCUUUGAUAAAAGGUACCACAUCAUUGGUGCCAACAUGAGGACGUAUCUGCUGGAAAAAUCUCGGGUUGUGUUUCAGGCAGAGGACGAGCGCAACUACCACAUCUUCUAUCAGCUCUGUGCCUCCUCAAGCCUUCCAGAAUUCAAAGACCUUGGACUCACAUGUGCCGAAGACUUUUUCUACACUUCUCAGGGAGGUGACACGUCCAUCGAUGGUGUGGACGAUGCUGAUGACUUUGAGAAGACCAGGCACGCCUUCACCCUGCUCGGAGUGAAGGAGUCUCACCAGAUGACCAUUUUUAGGAUAAUUGCUGCCAUUCUGCACCUGGGGAACUUGGAAAUCCAAGGGGAACGAGAUGGGGAAGCCUGCAGUGUUUCGAGUGAAGACGAGCACCUGAGCAACUUCUGCAGCCUGCUGGGCGUGGAGCACAGCCAGAUGCAGCACUGGCUCUGUCACCGCAAGCUCGUCACCACGGCCGAGACCUACGUGAAGAGCAUGUCCCUGCACCAGGUGGUGAACGCCAGGAACGCCCUGGCCAAGCACAUCUAUGCCCAGCUCUUCAACUGGAUCGUGCAGCACAUCAACAAGGCCCUGCACACCACUGUGAAGCAGCACUCCUUCAUCGGCGUGCUUGACAUCUAUGGGUUUGAAACUUUUGAAGUGAAUAGCUUUGAGCAGUUCUGUAUCAACUAUGCCAACGAGAAGCUCCAGCAGCAGUUCAACUCGCACGUCUUUAAGCUGGAACAGGAAGAGUACAUGAAGGAGGGAAUCCCUUGGACUCUCAUAGACUUCUAUGACAACCAGCCCUGCAUAGACCUGAUAGAGGCCAAGCUUGGGAUCCUGGACCUGCUGGAUGAAGAGUGCAAGGUGCCCAAGGGCACGGACCAGAACUGGGCGCAGAAGCUGUACGACCGCCACGCCACCAGCCAGCACUUCCAGAAACCUCGCAUGUCCAACACCUCUUUCAUCAUCCUGCACUUCGCUGACAAGGUGGAGUACCAGAGCGAGGGGUUUCUGGAGAAGAACAGGGACACCGUGUAUGAGGAGCAGAUCAACAUCCUCAAAGCCAGCAAGUAUCAGAUGGUAGCAGACUUAUUCCAGGAGGAGAAGGAAGCUGUGCCUGCCACUGCCGUGCGGAAGGGAACACCCCGGAUCAGCGUCCGCUCCGCCAGGCCAGCCUUCAAAGCUGCCAACAAGGAGCACAGGAAAACUGUGGGACACCAGUUCCGCAACUCCCUGCACCUGCUGAUGGAGACCCUGAACGCCACCACCCCACACUACGUGCGCUGCAUCAAGCCCAACGACGAGAAACUCCCCUUCAAGUUUGAUCCAAAGAGAGCAGUGCAGCAGCUGAGAGCCUGUGGGGUGCUGGAGACCAUCCGGAUCAGUGCAGCUGGCUUCCCAUCCAGGUGGUCCUACCCUGACUUUUUCAAUAGGUACCGUGUGCUUAUGAACAAGAGAGACCUCUGUAAGAACGACAAGAGGCAGAUCUGUCAGACCCUGUUGGAAGACCUCAUUAAGGAUCCAGACAAGUUCCAGUUUGGCCGUACCAAGAUCUUUUUCCGUGCAGGCCAGGUGGCAUAUCUGGAGAAACUGCGGGCAGAUAAGUUCAGAGCUGCCACCAUCAUGAUCCAGAAGACUGUGCGGGGCUGGCUGCAGAGGGCCAAGUACCAGCGGCUGAGACGAGCCACCCUCACCCUGCAGUGCUAUGCCCGCAGGCACCUGGCACGCAGGCUUUUUGAGCACCUGAGGAGGACGAGGGCUGCCAUCAUCUUGCAGAAGCAGUACCGAAUGCUGCGGAUGCGCCAGGCUUUCCUGAGGGUCCGCAACGCCACCCUCACCAUCCAGGCUUUUGCUCGGGGCAUGUUUGUCAGGAGGAUUUACCACCAGAUGCUGGUGGAACACAAGGCCACCAUACUGCAGAAGUAUGCCCGGGGCUGGCUGGCCCGCACGCGGUUCCGCCGNNCCCGCGCCGCCGCCGUGGUGCUGCAGUGCCACUGGCGGCGCCUCAGGGCCCGGCGCCAGCUCCAGGCCCUCCGCAUCGAGGCACGCUCGGCACAGCACCUCAAGAAGCUCAACAUCGGCAUGGAGAACAAGGUGGUGCAGCUGCAGAGGAAGGUGGAUGAGCAGAACAAGGAGAACAAACUUCUGAAUGAGCAGCUGUCCAUGCUGACAUCAGCCCACUCCUCCGAGGUGGAGAAGCUGAAGAAGGAGCUGCAGCAGUACCAGCAGACCCAGCAGGGUGAUGGCAACCAGCUCCUCAGCCUGCAGGAGGAGAUGGAGCGGCUGCGGAUGGAGCUGGAGAGGGCUCACGGGGAGAGGGAGGUCAUGGAGGACAGCCACAGCAAGGAGAGGGACCUGCUGAGGAAGCGCAUCUCUGACCUGGAAGAAGAAAACACUCUCCUGAAGCAGGAAAAAGAGGAGCUGAACAGCAGGAUUCUCUGUCAAUCUGAAGAUGAAUUUGCACGAAACACAGCUGAAGAAAAUAUCCAAAUGAAGAAAGAGCUGGAAGAAGAGAGGUCUCGUUAUCAGAACCUGGUAAAAGAGUAUGCAAGUCUGGAGCAGAGAUAUGACAACUUGAGGGAUGAAAUGACUAUUAUUAAGCAAACACCAGGGCACAGGAGAAACCCAUCCAACCAGAGCAGCUUGGAGUCUGAUUCCAAUAACCCAUCCAUCUGCACAUCUGAGAUCGGGGACACCGAGGAUGUGAUACAGCAGGUGGAGGAGAUUGGGAUGGAGAAGGCAGCCAUGGACAUGACCCUCUUCCUAAAGCUGCAGAAGCGAGUGAGGGAGCUCGAGCUGGAGAGGAGGAAGCUGCAAGCCCAGCUGGAGAAAAAGGAGCAAGAGAUCAAGAAAUCCCAGGUAAUCGAAACAAAGACUGAAGUAUCUUCAGAACAUGAAGAUUUUGCAUACAACAGCCUGAAGAGGCAAGAGCUGGAGUCAGAGAACAAGAAGCUGAAAAAUGAGCUCAACGAGCUGAGGAAGGCCAUAGCAGACCAUGCCAUGCAGAACAACUCCUCCAACGAUGUGCAGGACAGCUACAACCUCCUUCUGAACCAGCUGAAAUCGGCCAACGAGGAGCUGGAGGUGCGCAAGGAGGAGGUGCUGAUCCUCAGGUCACAGAUCAUGAAGGCAGCCCAGCAGAAGGAGACGGGGGAAAACAUGGAGAACGUCUCCCCCAAUGCCAGCUGGCCCAACAGUGACCGGCACGUUGACCAGGAGGACGCGAUCGAAGCCUACCAGGGCAUGUGUGAGACCAAUCGGUAAGUGUGGCACAGACCCCUCCACACAGGGGGGAUCCU
Cyanistes caeruleus (blue tit) is the source of this 3962-nucleotide messenger RNA. The record is from RefSeq and is a predicted model, not a curated record. Lineage: Eukaryota; Metazoa; Chordata; Aves; Passeriformes; Paridae.